GCCAAUUCUGGAAACUUUGUCCUCACAGAGUCAAUAAAUUCAUCUGUCUCUGCUUUCUGCCUUCAGCUUUUGGUCAGAGAAAUUCAAAUUCUGGAAACAUGGCAUUAAAAGGAGCACUCAUUUGGCUUUGCUUGCUAUCAGUCUUGUCGUUCUCUGCAUCCCAAGAUAGCACAAUUCCUCAGAGCUGCAGUGCAGAUGUAUUAGAGCAACUAUCUUCAAAUCUUAAGGUGACAGCAGAGUGCAGUGACAACCUGCCAUUUACUUUGAGUGCACAUCAGACAGCUUCACUUCUGCUCUCCAUGAGGAAUCUGACUGGUAUUCUGCAUAAGCAGCAGCUGAGUGACUGCGAAGGUGCUGAGCCAAAAAAUUGCUCUGCGGCUGAGGUUCCUGACAAUGGAGGUUUGGCAUGUGUCUCUGUUAAUAACAAGCGCUACUGCAAACCUCUUUGCAACUAUGGUUAUGACUUUGGUUUCAUUAGGAGGGGUCGUGUAUACGAUGAAUGCAGCGAGCAGACAAGAUAUAAAUGGAGUACUCAGUACAUAGGAGGAAACAAACUGGCUGUGUGUAACGAGUCUCCUUUUCAAAUUUCUGGGGUACCAUCAGCCUAUUUUCCCAGGGACCAGGACUGCCUGACAACCAAGGGCAACAUCAAACGGCAGAAGAGCAUAAUUCAGCAAUUUACCACUGAGCUGAUAAGUCAGGGAAUAGAUGGGACGCCACAGUUUGAGUGUCUAGUAUGUGGAGGACUGUGAUUAAAAACAAAUAUGGUAAAAUUCAUAAAAGUUGUAGUGUGUCAAUUCCCCUGAGCCACACAAAGAAAUAAAGCUUUGUCAGAAGUUUC
Molecule: messenger RNA, 841 nt
Organism: Cheilinus undulatus (humphead wrasse)
Lineage: Eukaryota; Metazoa; Chordata; Actinopteri; Labriformes; Labridae
Exons: 6
Coding region: 99-752 (217 amino acids)
Source: RefSeq, a predicted model, not a curated record